Messenger RNA from Canariomyces notabilis, 790 nucleotides. RefSeq lists its product as uncharacterized. The transcript is spliced from 3 exons. The coding region runs from base 42 to 431 and encodes 129 amino acids. Lineage: Eukaryota; Fungi; Ascomycota; Sordariomycetes; Sordariales; Chaetomiaceae. The record is from RefSeq and is a predicted model, not a curated record.
GGACCUCAUUCCAGGCCCGGGGGACUCCCGAAAUAUGAGACAUGGCCUCUAGCAAGCAGCAGCCACCAGCAGCAGCCAACGGCGACCUGCAAGAGGAGGAGCGGCUUGAAGAUGCACUCUUUCAAUUGAACCAGAUGCAUCUCCAGCUGCGGCAGCUUCGCUCGCUGCUCCCACGCAUGCUGGAGCCCCUGCAGGCCAAGCAUGCCUCGCCCCAGGCUGCCUUCGCGGCCUACAUGCAGUCCGUUGAGAGCGCCAACAAGGAGAUUGCUGGCUUCCGGGACGUCCUCUAUAGCCCGGAGACCGAGGCCCUCUUUACUCGAGCACUGAAGAGCCAGAAAGAAAACCCAAAAGGCAUCAAACAGUGGCGUGCACGCGACGACCCUGACUGGGCCAACGAGGAUCGGCGGAAACGGGUGAGAAGUGCUUCUUGAGUUGAUUUAGGGUUAGAUUCGGCCUUCGGAAUACCACGCGGCGUCUGGAGUCGAGGCAUACGGAUACAACACUUCAUGUGGCGCAAGUGGUCUUCUUGAAUGAAUCUUAGUAAUUGGCACUAGCCACAUUUGCUUAUAUAAGCUUAAAUACUGCCAGCUGCCUCGCUCCCUUCGGCAGUGCCAAACCUUGAGUUUCAAGUGGGGCUUUGCAAGUCAGGCCCGCGCCCACAGAAAUUUCCAAACUGUAUCUCAAAAUUCACCCACCCUGCACAGCGUGAUCGAGCCGACGGAAACCAUCACGACAACGACAACACCGCUGCAAUGGCACCCUCAAGAGUAACCUACCGUCGCCGCAACCC